Cuscuta epithymum is the source of this 2564-nucleotide messenger RNA. Lineage: Eukaryota; Viridiplantae; Streptophyta; Magnoliopsida; Solanales; Convolvulaceae. The record is from the annotation of a GenBank genome assembly.
GGAAGCUACUACAGACCACGAAGAGACCAAAUUAUUUAAAUUUUACUUGAGAGAAUUUCAAGACUCCAGCUCGGCAGGGAAAGAACGCUAAGCGAGGGAAAAUUCCGCCUCCAAAUUUUCAGCUCGGCGAUGUCAAAAACUCCAGCGCGGCCAAAAUUUUCAAUUUCCGCCCAAACUCAAACUUCUAGAGCGCAAAGUGAAUUAACCGCCUCUGGAUUCCUGCCCUAGCUAAAACGCACGAACAACUCUCAUAUCUCUUUCGAUUUCGUAUGUUGCGCUUCAAACGUUCUCCUUCAUCCUAAGAAGUCAGUUUAAGAUUUGUUUGGAGACUUGGACUGCUGCGUUCAAUGACCGCCCAGAUCUUUACUCUUAUAGCUUUUGAACAUUUGGCCUUAAAGCAUUUCUUUCUGUUUAGAGGGCAUGCCAUCUAGAAGGGAUAAAAAGUAUCAAUGACCAAUAUGUGAGGAACAAAUUGAAAGAUGUACUUUUCCCAUUCUUGCACAGGGGACAUUGGACAAGAAUCCCAGAGCCAGUAAGUGGGAGGUAGGGAAGGUUUAGCCGAGAAGCAAUAAACUGGCUAUUCAUGAAAGGUUUGGUGGAGUGGGUUUUACAAGUUACAUUUUUGAAGAUGAUACUUUUUUCCCUUGGGAGUGAAGAGGCACCUUUGCUGGAUAUUGUCACACAUGCAGGAUAUUCCUUUGCUGGGUUGUCUAUUGCUGUCUUGGGAAAGAUCUUCUCAAGCCACUCAUUCUACUUUUUUAUGCCAUGGGCAGGUCUCUGCAUGUGGGUAUUUCUGGUAAAGACAAUGCAAUGAGCGGGAUUUCACAAAAGAAAUGCAAAAGCAGCUCAAGGAUCACACCAAGGGCUAAGCUGCCCAAGAAGACUACAACGUCUACUCCCGAAUCGCCUCAGAUGUAAAAUUUUGAUAAGGGGCAAUGCCUUGAAUUUGACCCUCUGCCAUUAAGAUGUUAUAUGAACAACCACAGGUGCAUGACAAGCUCCGACCCCUCGUCAACAUCAACCUCCUAAAGCAUUUCAAGCAUUUCCAGCAACUAAGGUACAUCAAAUAAAUUGUGCACCUACUCUAAGCAUCCCAGGAGUGUCUAAGUCAGAUAACAUAUCAUCCUUGAAAACUAAAGUUCCUCCUAAGCUAACUGAAGGCUCAUUCCUGUCUUCUAAUAAAGCGAGAUCCCAGUUGACCAUAAAUGCUCAUAUGCGUAUAUUAGAGGUUGUAUUCUAAUCCAACCAACAUUGUUCUUUCUCAAAUUAGGCAUGAAGUGACUUCUAGGCAUAAGUGUCAACGUCCACCUCCUGUUCCUCAGAAUGAUGUUCUGCUUCAUCAUAACCGUGAAAAGGAAGGAGAGGGUAUGAAAUUCACAAUGUUACAUAUACUCAUAUGACUUGUUUUACUUUUUGGUAAAUUUUUGAGUUAAUCACAUACUAAGUUAAUUUGUUAUGAAAGUGCAUGUAUUUUUUUAAUGUAUGGCGUUGAUGGAUAAUACAAAUUUUAUUAUAGAAAUAUGUAUCAUGGGUAAUUAAGGCCCAGUACUAUUGAUAAUUUUUUACUUGAUGUGCAGCUGUUUUCUUAAUCUACCUAUUUGAUAAAAAAUAUUGUGGAACAAGUACUUUGGGUUUAACUAUUUCUACUAUUAUUCAAGUUAUUGCUACCAUUUUAAACCAACACGUGGACUUUGACAAAUUGUAUGACUAGUCAAAAAUAUCAAUAAUGGGAUGGUUCAAAGUUUCCGUCCGUUACUUGCUACAUUUGAGGUAACUUAUGCUGGGAAAGACAAGUGUUGGACAAAUGAGGCAACAAAAGAACAUGUAAGAGACUAGCUUUAAUGUACAUUUAUUAUUUCUUCAUACUCUGGUUACUAAUAACUUUAUUUGUGUUGCGUAUUUUUUACGGGAGAAAAUGGUUGUCAAAACUAAUGAGUAUAUUGUGAAAAAGGCAAAAGAGUAUCAACUUCUCGAAGACAUUCCUUUGAAGGAAAUACCUAUUAAUGAUCCUAAUAUUGGACUUGAUAUUAUGACGUCUGUUUUAGGUACCAAACCAGGUCGCCAGAUUUGUGAUCUUGGAGAUGGCUGUCUUCGAGACUCAGGGGCAACAACCAAAAUAGUGCAGAAUUUGGAAAAAGAGUUGGAGGUGGAACGAGCGGUGCGAAAGUCUACUGAUGCAGCUCGAAUAGAUACUGGACAGAGAAUGCACAACACUUUGAAAAUGUUGGGCAAAAGUUCAACUCUACUUUACAAUCUUGGCAUCAAUAUUUAAUGCAAGUAGGUGUCGUUAUACCACCAUUCACCCCUUUUUCGCUUGAAGAUGGUGGAGAAGAUGAGGCUCACACGCUAUUGGAUGAUUAGUUAGAAGUUAGAACCUCAUAUGAUAUUAUUAAGUUACUCCGUAUUUUAAAAGGGCAUCUAGAUCAACCAGCACAAUUGUUAUUCAUUUAUUUGACAUUUUACUUUUUUUUUUUUUUUGGAAUGGUAUUAGCACUCAAUGAUAAACUUUUAGUUUGAUAUGGAGUUGUUAAACUUUAUAAUGCACAUCCUUCGCUUGAAAUGUA